AUGGAGGACGUGGAUCUAACGCCGCAUCAGGAGCUACAGUCGGUUGAAGGUAAGAGACCAGAAGAGACGCAGACACCUCAGGAGACGGCGGAGGAGAUUAAUGAAGACAAAAAAGUUGUAAAUGAGGAGAAAGAGACGACUCAGGAGCAAGAAAAAGAGGAAUUAGAGAAGGAAGAAGGAGAAGAAAGUGAAGAAGAACUGACGGUGAUGUCUGUAGAGACGAGAGAGCAGGAACAAGACACAGAGAAGGACGUAGUUGCUGAAGUUGAAGACGAGGCGACAGUGGAGCAGACGACUGAUAUCGUAGCUUCAAGUGUGGAUGAGACUAAAGCUGAGGCUGAGAAGACGGAGACGAAGUCAGUGGAGACGGAGACUGCAGUUGGUGCUGAAACAAUUUCAUCAAGUGAAGUUUUUGUGAAGUUGAAAGACGAAAAAGACGAGGAAAAGAUGAAGGAGAUCUUUCCAAGGAUGGAGUUGGUCGAUGUGAAGCAUUCAAAAGAAGAAGAGAUACAAAAAAGUGAAGAACAAUUAACACAAGAGCUACCGCGGGCUGAAAUUCCUGCUGAUGAAAAGGAAAACGGCGUUUUGACUAAUCCCACUACGGACAAAAUGGUAGCGGACGAAGAGAAGAGGGACGAUAAUUCACUGAGUGUUGACACGCAGAAUGUUAACCACCAGAUGCAAUUGCCGUUUGCUCCAUCGAAAUUUGUAGCACCGUCACCUACGCCUAUUCGACCACUGAGUGGAGAUCCGCGUGCGAUGAAACAGCUUCAGAAAGGUGACAUUUCUAGCACCAAUAGCGCGCCUAACAUUGCAAGCAAUGUAUCUUUUUCAAAUGAGCAGAACGACGCUGCUGGUACCAACAACAGUUCCACGAGUAGCAACGCGGUGUCGCAGUCUCAAAUGUUCUACCACCAGACGAAUGCACCGUCAUUUUAUACCACACCUCAGGAUGGCCCGCCUGUUGGACUUGCAAUGACGGAGCAAGGCCAAGUUAAUGCUUCUGCUGCGAGCAACCAGAUUAAUCGAAACAACCAAGACAACCCAAGUUGGAACUCGCAAGCCGCGCAAGGGCUUUCUACGGCAAAAGUUACACCCGCGAGGCCAAAUCGCCAAAGGGGUAGUGAGCCGAGUCUAAAUCCUGCUCCAUUUGCCGCUAAAUCUCUUGUGCCGCAGCGUUUGGACGAAAACUCGUACGCUCUGGAUCGCGCAAAUUUGAGUCGUCUGGGCUCGUACGCAAAAAAAUCACUAACCCCGGCUCAGGCUAGUGCCCUCGCUAUAGAUGUCUUACGGGCGUCAACCGGCGCCGAAAAUGCAAGAGCAUACGGGUGGAAAAAUCCAUUUUCAACCGACGAGUAUGAGGUCCUGCUUCAAAAGGGAUCUAUUGGAUUGUGUAUGAAUAUGAGUGUUCGCAUGGGCUCGGUUUCUGUGACGAGUUUUCGCCGUCCUGAGGAAUCUAUGAUGGGACCUGCUGAAGCGUGCGGUAUGAUUUCUAUUGGCGAUGAUUUGAUUGCCGUCGACGGCUUUCUUGUUCAAAGCCAAGAAGAUUUCGCACGUGUGGUUUCACGUCUCAAGUCGCUGCGUCCAGUAUUGUUGCGUUUUCGUCGACCUGGUGGAAACGGCCUUUUGAGCAGCCUAAAUCGUGAUUUCCAGGGCUACCGCAAGGGGCAACAGACGUCAAUAGUUGGUUUGGACAACCCUCAGCUAUUUACCGCUGGGAUGUGGCAUAUGGGCGUAAGAUACAUCUCUCCAAGCCAGUGGGCCGCCGAGUUGCAUGUAGACGGUGGCGGUAUUCGACGACUGGGACUCUUCUCUACGGAGAAGGAAGCAGCAAUAGCAUACAACCAGUACAUUCAUCAAACGUACGGUAAUGGAGCAGUUCAGUUCAUGAACCCUGCAGGCAAUGGCGCAAAUUCCAACAUUCCUGUUGCGAUCUCAAACGUUCGAGAAAUGCAGCCCAUUCAGCGUCGACGGCCAGUCCUUCGUGCUGCAUUCACCGUGGAACAGAAAGAGCAGCUACGUGCUCAGAUCAUGGUGUUUAAGUUUACAUCUACUGGUGGUAACAUUCCAAACGAGAUUCUGAGCCGCGCGUUGAAGACAACGGCUCACAACUUCAUCCAGCCUACUGCAAACAGAAACAAAAGAAAGAACUUUGCCCCGAAAAGUUUAGAUGAAGAUGACGAUGAAAGUGGCUCUGACGAUGAGUAUUCUGGCUCGAAGGUUUUGAAGGAAGAGCAACCGGCUCGCCGAUCAGGACGUAAUGUCGGUAAGUUGAAGAAGAAAUAUGUAGAUGAGCGGCUUGACUUCGAGUUGAGCGAUGAAGAGAAGGCCUCACAUCCCAAACAAAAGGAAGCACCGAAGGGCCCACAAAUCGAUACUAUUGUUAGUGUGCGUUUCCACAAGCACACCUUGAAGGACACUGACGUUUCAAUGGAGUUCCUGAUCAAGUGGAAGGACACUUCGUAUCUUCACGUGAAUUGGCUUUCUGUUAGACAAAUUGAAGAAUUCGGACAACACGCUAUCCAGCGUAUGAAACGGUAUCUUCAGAAAAACAGUCGCCUUGUGGAAGAGGCACGAGAAACUGUCGUUGUUGGUGAAGAGAAGGAUCUCAGCAACUAUUUUAGCGACUCAUACAUUGAAGUUGACCGUAUUCUGAAUGCAAAAGAAGUCGUGGAGUUUGAGGAAUCGAACCCAUACUUGGUUCAUCUCCUAGAAAGGAAUGUAAAUGGCGCUCAACACGAACCGAAGGCACCAAAGAAAAAGGGUAUCAAGUACCUUGUGAAAUGGCGCGACAUGAGCUAUAUUGAUUGCACCUGGGAAUGGGAAGAUCAGCUCACAGAUGAUCGUAAAAUUGCCGCCUUCCAUCGUUUUAAUCAUCCUCCGAUUAUUAAUGGUGCCCACCCUGCAACAUAUGCUGAUAUUCGACCCGAGCCGGCCACUUGGGCAAAGUACCUAGAAUCUCCUGCCUAUAACAAUCAGAACACGCUGCGGUCAUACCAACUCGAAGGUCUCAAUUGGCUAACGUUUUGCUGGUACAAUCGUCGCAAUUGCAUUUUGGCUGAUGAAAUGGGUUUGGGUAAGACAGUCCAAGCGACUUCUAUCCUUGAACAUUUGCGUCAGCGGGAGUUUAUUCGAGGUCCGUUCUUGGUUGUUGCCCCACUUGCAACGCUGGGAAACUGGAAGCGAGAGAUCGAAACAUGGACUUCGAUGAAUUGUGUUGUGUAUCAUGACUCGGAGGGAGGAUCCGACAUCCGCGCUUUUAUUCGUGAACAAGAAUUUCACUUUGCGAGUGAAAGUCAUCGAAAGCGGGGUAUUUACAAGUUUAACGUACUGGUGACUUCAUACCAAACGCUUAUGAUGGAUGCAGAUUUCCUAGAGUCCAUCCAUUGGCGGUAUAUUGUGAUCGACGAAGCUCACAAGCUAAAAAAUCGUGAAGCGAAGCUACUUCAGGUACUUCACGGCUUUACGUGGGAUUCUUGCCUUUUGAUGACGGGCACACCGCUGCAGAAUGGUGUGUUCGAGCUUUGGUGUCUGUUAAACUUCAUCGAGCCCGAAAAAUUUCCGAGCCAGCAAGAGUUUUAUGAUGAAUUUGGUGAUCUGAAUACGGCGGAACAAGUUGCUCAAUUGCAUGAACAGUUGAGACCGUAUAUGCUUCGUCGAGUAAAGGAGGACGUGGAAAAGAGUAUUCCGCCAAAGGAAGAGACGAUUGUUGAUGUGGAGCUGACUACGAUGCAGAAAAAAUAUUACCGAGCUAUCUUUGAGCGCAACCGCCAGUUUUUGAACAUGGGAGCGACCGGUACUGUCGCCAAUCUGGUCAAUGUUGAGAUGGAACUGCGCAAGUGCUGUAAUCACCCUUUUUUGAUUCGCGGCGUUGAGGACAAGGAGUGCAUGGGCAUCGACGAGAAACUACGGAUGAAGGUUCUAAUUCAAGCUAGUGGUAAAACGGUGUUACUUGAGAAGUUGUUGACCAAGUUCCGUCAGGAACAGAAGAAGGUGCUUAUCUUUUCUCAAUUCAAGAUUAUGCUGGAUAUCAUUGAAGACAUGUGCCAGUUACGAGGGUACAGUAUGGAGCGCCUUGACGGAUCUGUGCGUGGAAACUCACGUCAGGCGGCGAUUGACCGUUUUAAUAACCCAGCUUCAAACACAUUUGCGUUCCUCUUGAGUACCCGCGCUGGUGGCGUUGGUAUCAAUUUGAUUGCGGCGUCGGUUGUGAUCUUGUUUGACAGCGACUGGAACCCUCAAAACGAUCUCCAAGCUGUCGCACGUUGUCACCGCAUUGGUCAAACACAGUCGGUGAAUAUCUAUCGUUUGGUGACGAAAAAGACAUACGAAGCCCAGAUGUUUGAGAUUGCGUCAAAGAAGCUUGGUAUGCACCACGCCGUGUUCGAGACUGGUGGGGUUCGCAACGAGUUCGACGGCGAAGAUGACAGUGGUGCGAAUAUGAUGUCUUUGAUGUCAUUAGAUCGCGAGAAGGUUGAGAUGAUGAUCCGAUAUGGGGCUUACGCUAUUAUGGGCGAAGAAGACGAGCUGGAUCCCGAAAACCGCGCUAUUAAUGAACUUGACAUCGAUCAUCUACUGUCCACCAGUCGAACAAUCAGAUAUGACCCGACAAAAUCUCGGAACGAUAAGAAUAGCGGAGACGGCGACAGCAAUACGAGACCGGCGACUGCAUCUCAGACAAGUGCUCUCUCGUUCUCGAAAGCAACGUUUACGUCAGAAUCAGCCGACACGACAAUUGAUUUUAAUGACGAGAAGUUUUGGGAAAAGGUUCUUGGCCCUCAGCCUGUGCAGGUGCUCAUGACAAAGGUCCAAGAAGGUUGGCUCAAGACGGCUUCACAAGACGAGGUAAAGGGAUUUCUUCUGCAGUUGCGUGAACUGGCUCGUGCAGUUGUGAAGGAGCGGCAGCGAGGCAAGUCUCUAGCAGAUGCUGAUCAAGUUCUCGCUAUUUUGAUUGAGUUGAAGGUCACUGGUUGUGUUAUUAAAGGAGUAGUUAACGUUCGUGAGGUUGCCGCCGAAUGGCUUCAGCUGAUUGAGCGACCCAGACGUCGGCGUAGCGAAGACGUAGGGGAGCAGUCAAUGUAUCUUGCGUUUCUUGAUGGACCUAAGGAGCAGCCUCCGAAGAAAAAGAAAGGUGGUGUCCGCCGCAAGCAGAAGCAGAAAUCAAACGGCAGGAAUAAGGAUCAGAGGCGUAGUAAGAGUGACGACGAGUUUGCUGAAGGUGAUGUCGAACUAUCAAAGCACACGAAAGCAGCCCGCCAAGCAUCUAGUGGUAGGAAAUCCAGAGCCUUUUCACCAAGUGGCCGCGUGCUGAGUGGUAUUCAUAUUUCGCUGAAAAGAUCCAAGAGCAUCGAUAAAUUUAGCGUUGUGAAAGUGAUUAGCAAGAUUCGAAAAGUGCAGAAGAAGCUUGAUAAGUCGUCGAGCGAUGGAGACUUUCGGACCGCCCCCGUCAAGAGUAAACAUCUUGAUAGAAAACGGCCGAAGGCUGUACCAGUGGACGAAGACGAGGAACACGGAAGUGGUUCCGAGGAAGAGGAAGAGGAGGAAGAGCAGGAGGAGGAGGAAGAAGAAGAAGAGGAGGAGGAAGAAGAAGAAGCAGAAGAAGACGCCUAUGAGGAUAAUGAGGAGGCAGAGAAGAAGCUUUUUCGAAGCCGGCCGCAAAAAGCGGCAAAAGCUAGAGGCAAGUCUCGAAAGGCUGCCAAGGCCCACGUUGACCCGCAGGAGGAUGAAGAGAUGUGGUGUCGUGUAUGCUUUAGCGACCAAGGCUACCUUGACGAUCCCAUCGUACAAUGUGAGAAAUGUUCUGUCGCUGUUCAUCAGUACUGUUAUGGAAUUAAAUCAGUACCCGAAGGCGAUGAGCCGUGGUUUUGCGACUACUGUGCUGAACCGACACGUCCUCUUGCUGAUGCGCCGUGCGAGUUGUGUCCUUUAAAGCGCUCCAAUAGCGCAUUCAAAAAAACGUGCGAGGGUAAAUGGGUCCACGUAGUGUGCGCCCUGUGGGCGCCUGGUGUUCAGUUUUCCGACGUAGAGCGCAUGAAUGGGGUAAGACAUGUAGCUGCUGCUGCCGCCGAGAUGAAGGGCUCAACUUGCGCUCUGUGCGGGAAGAGGGGUGGCAUCAAAUGCAUGCGGAGCUCAUGUUCGACGUAUUUCCACCCUCUGUGUGGCCGUGAAACCCGAGGGGUUUACGAUAUGUUUAUGAAAGAAGGGGGACAAUUGCAAGCGUUCUGCCAGAAGCACCGGACGCACCGGAAGCGUAGUUAG
Peronospora farinosa is the source of this 6258-nucleotide messenger RNA. Lineage: Eukaryota; Oomycota; Peronosporomycetes; Peronosporales; Peronosporaceae. The record is from the annotation of a GenBank genome assembly.